Messenger RNA from Bactrocera dorsalis (oriental fruit fly), 2036 nucleotides. Its product is annotated as E3 ubiquitin-protein ligase RNFT1. Bases 127 to 1914 code for a protein of 595 amino acids. Gene Ontology annotation, molecular function: ubiquitin protein ligase activity. The record is from RefSeq and is a predicted model, not a curated record. The transcript is spliced from 4 exons. Gene Ontology annotation, biological process: positive regulation of ERAD pathway. Lineage: Eukaryota; Metazoa; Arthropoda; Insecta; Diptera; Tephritidae.
AAAGUACUUAAAGCACAGUUUCAGAUUAUUCAUCUUAAGUGCAAUAAGUUUAUUCCUUGCUAUGCAAACCAAAAAUAAAUCAACAUUGAUUUUAAAAACAAAUAUAGAAAGUACUUUGUCGGCGUAAUGAAUAACAGCAAUAUAAAUAAUGAAACAGAAGCAAAUAGAACUUUGUUCCGAUUGCAAGCAAAUGAUAUUGAGGUCAAUGUUUCCAACGUAACUUCGCCUGAUGUCCACAACGUAUCAUCACAGAAUACACCUUUAAUUCAACAGUCUUUCGAAAAUAUAAGAAUAGAUAUAGAAGAAAAUGCAUCAGAGAACUUAGAAUCAACCAGUGAGACAAGAAAUUCACAUAACAUCAUGGAGCAUUAUGCCCGAUUUAUAAGAGAUCAAGUAGCAGAAGUCACUAGGAGCCGACUUGGAAACAUUAUUGCUGCAUCAGGAAGUGGCAUUCCGUCCCAACAAAAUACAGGCGGAAUAAGUUCCGGAUCGAACUAUAAUAGAGUCCAUUCCCUUCCCAAUUCAUUAGGAAAUUUAAAUAACGUUUUUUCACCUGAAGUUUUACGUUCUUUUUCUACGACAAAUAAUUUCGAUGAAUCUGCCAGACAUUCCCAUGAAAACGAUAUCAAUAGUCAAAUUAUGUUUAAUCGUAAUUCCGAUGCUCAAAUAAACUCGGUUUCAGCAGGGCCACAUGCUACAAGAUCAUCAAGUUUAGUAUUUGACCAUCAUAUAAAUUUCCGCAAUAACGUUGCAGCAGGUGAUACCAACAGCUUUACAACUCCGUCAAAUGCAUUGCAUCAAACAAAUGUAAGGGAUGGGUUAGAUUUAAGUGGAAAUGUUUUAACGGAUCAACAGACUUAUAGUAUUCCUGUAAUUCCAACAAGAGGUACAGAAGAGACAGCAACUUCAACCAAUGAAUUAUAUAACACUAGUUUCCCGGACAUAGUUAUACCAACCAUUCGCCACUGUCUUCACUAUAUACCUUUCGCAUGUAUACUGUUCGUAAAAUUUAUUUAUGAUCAUUCACUUGCAAUAUUGGAUAUAAUAACAUUACAAUUCGUUAUGUAUUGCGUUAACAAAUCUUUGCAAGCCCAAGUUAUAAGACUUGAUCAAAAAAAGAACUUAAUACUUAUACGGGACUUACUAUUGGUUGCUGCCGUAAUUACGUUACGUUUAUUAGCAUCAUCGACUUCCCCAGAUCCUUUUGGUUUGCUAUUGUCGCCUCCAACGAGCGAACGGAAUAUGGUUCAUCAGGUAAUACAUAACCUUCCCCAGGAUACGUAUACGCCUACAACCGAUUCACCAAAUACAAUUGAGAAUACAAUUAUUAUACCAAAAAUAAUAUCACUAACAACGGUUAUAUACUACAUCGCCGUAAAUGAUCUUCUUCUUAAAUUGAUUACUAUUUCAAUAAAAUUGGUCGUUACCUUAUUACCACUGCGAGCCAUACGACAUAAGUCAAGGACACGGUUGUAUGUGUUCAUUGAAUUUUUUUCUCAAUUUUAUCGGUCUUUGGUCCCUAUUCGACAAUGGUUGUUAUUCCUUUUCGAAUCGUAUUCCGGUUUACAUGCUAUUUCAGGUGUGAUGUUUUCAUCUACUUACAUAGUACUUAAAGGGUGCGAAUUAGCAGACCGUGGUAAAACACUGAAGAAGUCAUUUGUCAGUUUAUUGAAGGAUGUAAAUAAGUUAGGAAAACCGGAAAAAGAUAAUUUUGAUACCUCCGAAGAGCUAUGUGCCAUAUGUCAAGAUGCGUACGUCUCGCCUGUGGUUCUAGAAUGUGGACACAUUUUCUGUGACAGUUGUGUUACUACCUGGUUUAAACGAGAGCAAACAUGUCCUAUGUGUCGAGCAAAAGUAGGAGAUAACCUGGCCUGGCACGAUGGCACCACAACGUUCUUUUACCAGCUUUAUUAAUAAUCUAUCUUAUCAAAAUGUGAAAUAAAAAUUAAGUUAAAGUUAAUUUUUUUUUAUAUUUUAAAAUGCUGAUUACGUAAAAUAUUAAAGCAAUGAGAAAAAAAGAUAUUUUCUUUAAUUAA